Messenger RNA from Carya illinoinensis, 1283 nucleotides. RefSeq names its product epoxide hydrolase A-like. The coding region runs from base 149 to 1108 and encodes 319 amino acids. The transcript has 4 exons. The record is from RefSeq and is a predicted model, not a curated record. Gene Ontology annotation, molecular function: hydrolase activity. NCBI's taxonomy places the organism in Eukaryota, Viridiplantae, Streptophyta, Magnoliopsida, Fagales, Juglandaceae.
AAUGCUAAAGUCAUCAUAUUUGACUUUGACUACAAAACUUACAAACUUCAUAAUUGAAUACAGUUCUUCAAGCAGCCUGGCCGCCAUUGAUAGGAUUGAGCACCACUAUCUCCUCCUGCUCUGUGAGAUUUCCAAAAAGUGAGAAAGCAUGAGUGAGGUAAAUCACCAAAGUAUAAAAACCAAUGGAAUAUGGAUGCACAUAGCAGAGCAAGGGGCAGGACCACUAGUGCUUCUUCUUCAUGGGUUCCCAGAAACUUGGUAUUCAUGGCGCCACCAAAUCACUUUUCUGGCAAAUCACGGUUAUCAUGUGGUUGCACCUGACAUGAGAGGCUAUGGUGACUCUGACUCCCCGCCAAGUCCCAGCUCCUACACCAUGAUACAUCUUGUGGGCGACCUCAUAGGCCUUUUGGACCAUUUAGGUGAACAACAGGCAUUUGUGGUGGGACAUGAUUGGGGGGCAAAUGUUGGGUGGCAUUUGAGCUUGCUGAGGCCUGACAGAGUCAAGGGGCUAGUUACUCUAUCUGCCCCAUACUUCAACAGAUCUCCAAGUUCUAAAGUAGCUGAAUUUUUCAGAACAAUGUUCGGUGAUGGUUUUUACAUCUGUCAGUUCCAGGAACCUGGAAGAGCAGAGAGGGCAUUUGCAAGGUAUGAUUAUCUAACAGUGAUGAAGAAGUUCUUGCUCCUAACCAAGACAGAUGCUCUGUUCGCUCCUCCAGGUAUGGAGAUAAUUGAUUAUCUGGAGACCCCAUCGGUGUUGCCAAAAUGGAUUACUGAAGAGGAACUUCAGGUCUACGCAGACAAGUUCCAGGAAUCUGGCUUCACAGGUCCUCUCAAUUAUUAUCGUGCCAUGGACCUGAACUGGGAGCUUAUGGCACCAUGGCAAGGAUCAAAAAUUACUGUCCCAACAAAAUUCAUAGCAGGUGACAAGGAUUUGAAUUCCGAAUCUUUUGGUACAAGGGAAUAUGUGACAGGGGAUGUUUUCAAGGAACUUGUCCCCAAUGUCGAAGUUGUUUUCCUAGAUGGGCACCAUUUUAUCCAACAGGAGAAAGCUGAAGAAGUCUCAGAUGAAAUUCUUUUCUUCAUCAGGAAAAUUACCAAGGAUCAGUAGAUUUUCUCGUGUUUAAAAAACCAUGUUUAAAAAUAUUGUUUAUAGAAUCUUGAAGCAUCCAUACACCUAGGGAACCGACCAAUGUGAUUUUGAAUAAAUGCCACCUCUCCCAAUUGUUUCCAUCAAACUCAAAAUAGUAUUAUGCCUUUAUGUAAUAAAGACAGAAAAGUUACAA